UGCCAUUAUAAAGCCUUAACUCUGAAACUAUACUCGCAAGACGCAAGGUAAAUUUCAACUACUACUACUAUUUCUUGUGGUUGUGGACGCUUUUGAGUUUGACUUCACGUUAUAUUUGACUAGCAGUUUUUUCAACGCCUUAGAUUAGAAACACCUUCAGAGAGGUCACAUAUGUUUGGAAAGAUCUCAUGUUUUAAGAGAUAGAACAUUUUACUUCUGUGAUCAGCAGCACCAUGUCAUCAUCUAAAAGCAGUAACAAGAAACGAAGGCCAAAGAAGAAGAAGAGUAUUCCAAAUACAGAGUACCCAAAGAAGAUAGUUGAAGUUGCUGAGAAUAAAAAGGAGAAAGUUUAUGAAUAUUUAAGUGAAUGGCACAGUAACAGAUCUAGCUGGAAAUACAAAAAACUGUAUGAGAUUUGGCUUGUCAAGAAUUUCCUCAAGAAACCAAUGUUAGGAAAACAGUACUUUAAAAUUUUUCUUCUUUAUGUAGAGAACAUGAAAGGCUUUUCAAAGCAGAGAUGUCUGGAAAAGGUUCAAGCUAUUGUUUCCAGUAACGAAAGCCGUAGUGAGACCGACGAGUCUCCAAAAGAACGAAGUAUCAAGUUGAAGAGAGCAAAAGCUGUAUUAAGGGUCCUCCAAGAGGUCUGUCCUUUCUCAUCAUGUGCCCAGACUAUCUCAAUCUAUGAGAUGUCAGUUUUACAGCCACUGGAUGCCCACAUCACCAAAUCCUCAUAUGAUCUGCUCACUUUACUUUGUAUGCUCAUAACUUCUUCAAAUCACCUGUUUUCCUUGUCAGUGCUUAUGUUUCUCCUGCAGAGUAGUAUAGGCCUUAUCCACCCAUCAUAAGAGUGCUCUUCUCUACUAAUGGGAUACAGUAUACUUUUAUUUGCCAGUACAUUAGUGCGGCUAUCUCUCCCCGGUUCAUCCAUGCUCCAACUAUUCUGAUUUAAAAUUUGCUUCCAAGUUAAAGUCAUGAAUUCUUUGCUUUAUCUUGGACACUCAUGGAUAAAUUAUAGCAUUCUUCAAACUAUAAAGGCAUACUUAAGUAAUUUUGAUCACUUUUUGAAUUGACCACACCAGUUAGACCCAACAGAUGCCUGAUGUAUAGCCUACAUGAUCCAGUCACUGCAUGUACAGUAUGGAGGUUAACACUAACAGUAAUACAUAACAUGUAAAGGCCCAGGCCUCCACCAGCAGCUUAUGACAAGUUUUGGAGUGAAUGUUAUGAAUAUUUUGUUAGCAUUUGUUGAAUUAUUAGAAUUUUGAAGAAUUGUAAGUUUUAGAUAAGAUUGAAUAUUAGAGACUCACUGGUAUGAUUGAAGUACAUACUUAAUAAUAAUGGCUGUGCAGAAAUGCAGCCAUUUAAUGGGACAGGCAUAGGUACAUGUUAGCAUUGUUUUCAUAGGCAGUAUUUUUUGUACUAUCAACAUUCUAAGAUCACCAGGAAAAGAAUGCAGCAGUGUCAGAUGUCUAAAAUUUUUGCCUUGUCAGAGCUUGCUCAAGUAAAAAAAAAAAAUUAUUCAUUUGAACAUAUUUGCAGUAGAAAUGACAAUUUUUGGCCACUGCUGCAAAACCUCACUUCCCUGACAUGCAGAUCAAUCUAAAACAGUAACAUUGGUGCUCACCUCAAGCAACCAGUCGCUGGAGAUCAUUGAUAGCCCAGGGAAUAGCCAAAGCAGAUAAAAUCUCCCCACCACCAUCUUUACUCCCAGGUCAAGUAAACUGUUUAUAACAUUUUAAGAUAUUUCAUAUUAAAGAAAAAAGCUGCUAGAAAUUAUCCUAUUGUUAAGAUGGAAGGUUUGUUUGCGUAUGAACAAUUAUUUUUCUCCACUAAAUGAUAAGCAGCUUAUUUAACCUGCAGAGGCACUGCAAAAGUACAGUCAUGUAACUCAUAAAUAAAUGGAUAUGGACAAUAAUCAGAUGGCUUGAAAAGCCAUUCCUGCAGAACCAUCCACACAUUAUGUUAUUAUUAUACAAACUAUAAUUAUUAUUUCUAAAAAGCACGGAAAGAAAGGAAAGUCAUUAAGAACCAAAAUUUAUUAGACAAGGGAUUAACCUCGAGGGUGGGGUUUAAAAUUAUAAUAGAUCUAGCAGCGCUGUAUUUUUCUCCUGGGCCCACCCUAGCAAUCUUAGAAUGUUGAGCAGACUACAGUAUUUCCUGCAAUUUUGUCAUUUUUAACACUAAUGUGGUACAAUGUAUGUGCUUAUCCAGAUUUACCAUGUCAUUUUACGUACUGUUUGGCUUCGUAUAUAUUGUUGAUUAUUGUUUUUGUUGAAUUUUGCCACAUUCUCCAUAUUGAGAACUUAUCAUUACUAUGCACUGGUGAUUUGCAACCAGCGGUGGAAGUGCAUUGUUGCUCAAUCAAGAUUUAUCAUUUUUGUAACCAUGUUUUAAUUCGUGCUAUCCUUACCAGAUUAUGUUUCCUUAGUUUCUAAGGCUUAUUAUUGCAGUUACCCUUAUAACUAAGUUGUUCCUGUGGAAUUACAAUCGCCUUUUGUA
This is a messenger RNA of Macrobrachium nipponense, 2499 nucleotides long. RefSeq lists its product as uncharacterized. The transcript is spliced from 4 exons. The coding region runs from base 234 to 845 and encodes 203 amino acids. Lineage: Eukaryota; Metazoa; Arthropoda; Malacostraca; Decapoda; Palaemonidae. The record is from RefSeq and is a predicted model, not a curated record.